Dicrocoelium dendriticum is the source of this 389-nucleotide messenger RNA. NCBI's taxonomy places the organism in Eukaryota, Metazoa, Platyhelminthes, Trematoda, Plagiorchiida, Dicrocoeliidae. The record is from the annotation of a GenBank genome assembly.
GCCGUACCACUUUGACAUCUUUUUACCUUUAUUCUCGUCUAUCGGUCGUUUUUAUGUCACAUGACCAAGGAGGUAACAACGCCAAGGACGACCGUGGUCACAUGGACGAUGUGCAACGUAUGGAAUGCCGCCUUCUACGGUUGCUAGAUGAAUUUAACUCGGGCAACGCGUUAUCUUUCGGACCGAACUGUCCAUAUGAAAAACUGAAUGCUAUUCGUGAUCAGCAGGAAGAGUUGAUGCGACUGCAUUUCGAACAAGAUAAGAAGACCCAGUCGGUCAUAGACUCGAGUGCUAGAAGAAACCGAAGACCUGUUCAAUCGUUAAUAUCCGAUGAGGGUUGGAAGACGACUAAGGCCAACGUUGACAGCCUCAUAGAAAAGGUAUACUAA